GCACUGCAGGUUGACGAAGCCACAGGCCCACAGCCCAACCAGGAUGGAAGUGACGCAGGCGCAAGGGCACCCCAAAGCAACCUGGAACUCUCAACUUUCUCAACACCCACCUUCACGCUGCGAGUGCCUGACCUUGCUCGCUCCCUUUUCCCGCCUCGACGACUGCCGCCGACUUGUCGACUUGUACUCCCGUUAUUCACGUCGGUAUAUUCAAGCUUAGCUUGAUAUCCUCUCCUUUCCCAUCGACGAGUUAAUCAAGGACCACCCCACCGAGUCAACCUUCUAUAUCGACACCGACCGACCCCGAAGUAACCCGCGAUGCCUCCUCCUCCACCACCGCCUCCGCCGCCCCCGGGGUUUGGCGGGCCACCGCCACCGCCUCCGCCACCACCACCAGCUGCCGCCGCGGCGCCGGCGAGGGGGGCGCUUCUCGCAGACAUCCACAAGGGGCGAGCGCUGAAAAAGACCGUCACAAAUGACCGUUCCGCGCCCGUAGUAAGCAAGUCCUCGUCAGGCGGCGGUCCGGGCCCGUCCGCGCUCGGCGCACCCCCCAUUCCGGGGCUACCGAAAACACCGGGAGGCCUCGCCCCUCCUGUCCCCGGAGCCCGGGCGAGAAGCAAUAGCGAUCAAAGCGACAGAGCACAACCCGCAGCAUCAAGCAUGGAUGGACCCCCGCAACUUGCCGGUUUGUUUACGGGUGGAAUGCCGAAGCUACGCAAAACAGGCGGGGGUGUUGCGACGGGGGCAAACCGAGACGCCUCGUACUUGUCAGAAUCCGAGGCACCUCCGCGAGCCCCUCCGAGACCACCCGCCGCCGCCGCCCCGCCGGUGCCCGGCAGGCCAUCCUUCCCCAAUACGAACAGUGCGCCGAGCCUGCCGAAAAAGGGCCGUCCGCCUCCGAUCGGCAAGAAACCACCGCCGCCCCCUCCAGGCUCUAGGAAGCCCUCCUCAACCGUUCCAUCCGCUGCGCCUCCGCCCCCGCCAUCUUUCGCACCCCCGACCCCGUCACCGUCCGCAUUCUCACCACCGCCAGCUCCUCCCCCUCCACCCCCGGCUGCUGCUUCGCGACCACCGCCAGCCCCGGCGCGCUCACAACCACCACCACCUCCGCCGUCCGCGUCAACAAGUAACAUAUCUCAGAGCAUCGCCGCACAAGCAGCCAUACGCGCUGCGUCCAGCGUCGGACCACCUCCAGGAGCCGCACCCCCACCUCCGCCCCCUCCCCCGCCAAACGGGCCAUCGCGCUCAGCGCCUCCAAUCUCCCCACCUCCGGCGCCAGCCCCUCCACCACCACCCUCAGCUGCACCAGCGCCCCCUCCCCCAUCCCUCUCCCACUCCGCCUCGAGCGCGUCGGGGCGGGCAUCCAUGCUCUCCAUGCUGGACCCCAGCAACUUCACGCUCGCCCCCAACGGCGGCGGCUCCAAGACACCCAGCCCGGGUCGCGGCCCGUCGCCGUCGCCAGGCCUCUCUACCUCGUCCGGCGGCGGCGGUGGUGGUGGUGGUGGUGGUGGUGGUGGUGGCGGCGAACGGUAUGUGGUGCAGGACUCGCGGUGGCGCUUCCAUGGCGAGGAGAAUUUCCCCAAGCCGAGGAAUUUUGCGGGGGGGCCGCGCAAGUAUCGCGCUGGUAGGGGGAGUAGUGUGCCGUUGGAUUUGAGCGCUUUUUAGAGCUGCUCUUUUUGUUGGGGGUUGUAAGAGGAAGGUGGGUGGGUGUGGUAUGGGUUGGUGAUGGGGAUUGGUAUUGGUGGUGAGGUUUGAUGUGGGCGGGUUGCUGGCGCGACUCGUGUAGGUUGGGGUUAUAGCUGGGGUUAUAGCCGGGGUCAUAGCUGGCCUCAUACCUGUGUGUGGUUAUAGCUAGCUGGUCUACCAGUGGAGGAAGCCUUGAUGGGGCGCAAACGGCUGCUGUUGAUAAGUUUAGUGGGUGGGGGUGUCUUUUUACAUAGAGAGAGAAAUAGGAAUAACAUUCAACGAUAUGUUACACAACA
Chaetomium fimeti is the source of this 1982-nucleotide messenger RNA. RefSeq lists its product as uncharacterized. Gene Ontology annotation, molecular function: actin binding. NCBI's taxonomy places the organism in Eukaryota, Fungi, Ascomycota, Sordariomycetes, Sordariales, Chaetomiaceae. The record is from RefSeq and is a predicted model, not a curated record. The transcript is spliced from 3 exons. The coding region runs from base 319 to 1665 and encodes 448 amino acids.